This is a messenger RNA of Scylla paramamosain (green mud crab), 1263 nucleotides long. Its product is annotated as X-linked retinitis pigmentosa GTPase regulator-interacting protein 1-like. The transcript has 3 exons. Lineage: Eukaryota; Metazoa; Arthropoda; Malacostraca; Decapoda; Portunidae. The record is from RefSeq and is a predicted model, not a curated record. The coding region runs from base 1 to 1263 and encodes 420 amino acids.
AUGAUAGAUGAAGAACAGAAGACUAACGAUCGAGAGAGAAGCGAAAAGAAGGACGAGGAUGAGAAUGAGGACCAGGAGAACGAGGACGGGGAUGAAGAUGAGGAACAGAAGAAAGAGGAAGAGACGAACAAGUGGGAACAGAUGAAAAAGGAGGAAGAAGAAGGUAUAGAUGAGGAAGAGGUAGACGAAGAAGAUAAGGAGGAUGAGGAGGAAAAAGGGGAGGAAGGUGACGCAUCCAUAUCUGUGUCCCUGACAGAGGCGGACAUGGAGGUGUUGGAGUUGCUGGCUAAACCUGAGCGUCGAGGCUUCUGUCCGAUACGGGAGGAGAGUGUGGCGCCAAGCGGCAAGGCGUGGCUGUGUCCAGGCGGUAGUCAGCCCGAGCCUUCGCCUGCAGCAGCGGCUGAGCAGCGGCAGCAGCACCUCCGUCUGUCAGAUGGUGGAGCACUUUUCUCAGCGCAUCCAGGAGCAGCAGACCAGUGCUUGGGGCCAUGCCAGGCCCACUUCCUGGCAUGUUGGCUUCACCCAGGCAUCCUUCAGGCCAGCCUGGAUGGGGGCACGAGGAAGCCCAAUCUGGAUGAAUGUCAUCGACAGCGGCUUGUUGGUGGGGAGAAAGGACAGCGCAGCCGCAGAGUUUCACUAACUCCACCACCUGUACCACCACAACCCCCUCGACCUGCGCGCCCUAUGUCUAUCGGCUCCUGGAUACAGCAAGAUUAUGAGCGGGCGUCACAAUUCCAGGAUGUCAACCAAUCCAGCAGCUCAGCCCCACUCCACGCUGACAGACCUUGCAUGAAGGACGCUAUCUUCGAUCUUUCCGACGACGAGGAGCCAGUGUACGCUCUGGACCAAGGGAGGAAAGACCUGGGGCAGGAUGGACCGAGGCAAGAGUUUAUUGAAAAACUGGAGCGGCUUGAGAGCAGCCGCGCCGUGGAGGACACCGGCCACACCGAGAGGUUCUUUAGCGGGGAACUGGAAGGCGUGGUGUCUUACUCGGUGCACGUUGACACUCUGCCGCUGUCCACGCAGGAGGCAGCAACACAAAUACGAGCUUCAGACCGGGAGCGACGCACUACGAGGGACAGGCCUCUCAGCCCUGUUCCAACAUUAGGAGUCGCGGGUCUGAGGUCCAGCAGGAUGCUUCAGGGAACUAGUAAAGACGAGCCUCGCCGAAGAGGACGCCCGCCGCCCAUUGUCUCCAGGAAUCGUGGUAGAACACAGCCAAUCCGUGGGAGCGGCGCUCCAAGCCAACCUAUCAGACCUUGA